Molecule: messenger RNA, 2071 nt
Organism: Pelobates fuscus (common spadefoot toad)
Lineage: Eukaryota; Metazoa; Chordata; Amphibia; Anura; Pelobatidae
Gene: ATP6V1H
Product: ATPase H+ transporting V1 subunit H
Exons: 15
Coding region: 192-1631 (479 amino acids)
Biological process (GO): proton transmembrane transport
Cellular component (GO): lysosomal membrane; vacuolar proton-transporting V-type ATPase, V1 domain
Molecular function (GO): proton-transporting ATPase activity, rotational mechanism
Source: RefSeq, a predicted model, not a curated record
UGCACAGAAAGAGAGAGAGAGAGAGAGGUCAUACAGCGAUUUCUGGAGCUCGGUCUGAUCUUCCUGGCGGACCGGUGUGCCGGGAGUGACCCGGAGACGAGGGGCAAAUUUCUUUAGUUGUGACUUCACUCUCCAUUGAUCAGUUAUAGUUCAGAGCAUCCAGCUUGCUGUCUGUUUCAGGAAUUGAAAAGAUGGAUAUUCGAGGUGCAGUCGAUGCUGCUGUCCCAACAAACAUAAUUGCAGCUAAGGCUGCAGAAGUUCGUGCCAACAUAGUCAACUGGCAGUCCUAUUUACAAGGCCAGAUGAUUUCUGGAGAAGAUUGUGAAUUUAUCCAAAGAUUUGAAAAAUGCCGCACUGAGGAGAAGCAAGCAAUAUUAUCCAGCGAUGGAAAUCAGUGUGCGAAAACCUUUAUCAACUUGAUGACACACAUUUCCAAAGAACAAACGGUGCAGUAUAUUUUAACCAUGGUGGAUGACAUGCUUCAGGAGAAUCAUCAGCGUGUCAGCAUAUUUUUUGACUAUGCUCGCCGUGGAAAGAACACUGCGUGGUCAUAUUUUCUACCAAUGCUAAAUCGGCAAGAUCUGUUCACCGUCCACAUGGCUGCUCGCAUAAUUGCUAAAUUGGCUGCCUGGGGUAGAGAACUGAUGGAAGGCAGUGAUUUGAAUUACUACUUCAACUGGAUUAAAACUCAGCUAAGCUCACAGAAACUACGUGGAAGUGGCACUGCUGUGGAACCUGGAACUGUUUCGCCAAGUGAUAGUUCCCAGUAUGUGCAGUGUGUUGCUGGAUGCCUACAGCUGAUGCUCCGCGUUAAUGAAUAUCGCUUUGCGUGGGUUGAAGCAGAUGGUGUCAACUGUAUAAUGGCAGUGCUGAGUAACAAAUGUGGAUUCCAGCUGCAAUAUCAAAUGAUAUUUUCACUCUGGCUACUGGCAUUCAGCCCACAAAUGUGUGAGCACCUUCGGCGAUACAACAUUGUGCCGGUAUUGUCCGAUAUUCUCCAAGAAUCGGUCAAAGAGAAAGUGACAAGGAUCAUUCUAGCAGCUUUCAAAAACUUGUUAGAAAAAUCCACCGAAAGAGAAACACGACAGGAGUAUGCUCUAGCCAUGAUCCAAUGCAAAGUGCUGAAACAGCUGGAGAACUUGGAACAGCAGAAGUAUGACGAUGAAGACAUUGUGGAAGAUAUAAAAUUUCUCUUGGAAAAACUAGGGGAAAGUGUCCAAGACUUGAGCUCAUUUGAUGAGUACAGUUCUGAGCUGAAGUCGGGAAGACUGGAAUGGAGCCCGGUUCACAAAUCAGAGAAGUUCUGGAGAGAGAAUGCUGCACGAUUAAAUGAGAAAAAUUAUGAGCUCUUGAAGAUUCUAACAAAACUUCUGGAAGUCUCUGAUGAUCCUCAGGUUCUAGCAGUAGCUGCACAUGAUGUAGGCGAAUAUGUACGUCAUUACCCAAGAGGAAAGAGGGUGAUUGAGCAGUUGGGUGGAAAGCAGCUGGUAAUGAACCACAUGCAUCAUGAAGACCAACAAGUCCGCUACAAUGCACUGCUUGCUGUACAGAAACUGAUGGUCCAUAACUGGGAAUACCUUGGGAAACAGCUCCAAUCAGAACAGCCUCCUGCAGUAGCUGCGAGAAGUUAAUUCCAUCACUAAAAUGGCUGUAGUUCGUGCAAAUCGUUCCCUCCUCUCAACACUCGUUGAAUAGUUUACUGUACUUUGGUUCAUAUCUGCCAUUGACUGUACUGGUUUUAUUUUGUCUCUGUGCCCUUCUGCAUUUCCUAAGAAAUCCACUGUUGUGGUGAGGUUACAUUGUUACAUUGUUUAUAAAUGUAAACUAUUGCAUGGGAGGCGUGUGAACUUAAUGAGAUUUAACAAGUUAAAAAUAGUAAAAUUAAAAGAACCAUAGUCCAGUCUAUAUGAUUCUGUAAUUUAUUGUUGCUUUAAAGAAUUGAUUAAAUGAAGAUCAUUACAAUAUAUUUAAAUUGAUUGUGUUUUUGUACUUUCCCAUUAUACACUGCACAUAUCAUGCAGAUAUCUCCUGUUUGUUGAUUUCUUCACAUAAAAACAAGUAAUUAUCCAUA